Panthera uncia (snow leopard) is the source of this 2102-nucleotide messenger RNA. RefSeq names its product cysteine rich tail 1 (gene CYSRT1). The transcript has a single exon. The record is from RefSeq and is a predicted model, not a curated record. Bases 1371 to 1787 code for a protein of 138 amino acids. NCBI's taxonomy places the organism in Eukaryota, Metazoa, Chordata, Mammalia, Carnivora, Felidae.
UUCUAGAGCCUGCGCAGUGAGCGUCUGUCGUACACCUGCGAAGUCCGAGGGGCUCGGGGCCCGCUUCCCUCCACACCCGGUGCCGCAAAGGUGGAAUUCGUGUCCGGACCGGUCUGACUGGCCUCAUGCAGGCCACCCCGGUCACGCUGGCUUCUGGGCCACCUCUGAUUUGAUCCCGCCCUUCCUGGGGGCUCCGUUGGGCACCAAAGACUGGGGGCGCAGAUCCUUGACCCACCCUACUGCCCUAAUCGCUCCGAGGGGUGAAGAUCACCAGUGCCAGGCCCAGACCCAAGUACUCACAUCCAUCGUCAUCCCGUCACACACAGACACACGCACACACACGCACACACACGGCGACCCUGUGUGGCAGGUGCUACCUGCCAACUUAACAGAUGAAAGUGGGAGACGCUGGUGGGGUGGGGAGCUGGUGGCCCCUGAGCGCGCCAAGAGAAGCUGCAUUUUCAGAAAUGAGCUACAAACAACACUUGCGAAUGAAGCCCCUGUCGUCGCCAAUUGUAAGGUCAGUUUUAGCAAAAGUGUGUAAAUAAAACAUUUUUUAUCAGUUAGAAACCUAUAAACCUCAGAGCAGUCUGUGCUCUCAGACAUCUUAGCCCCUGUCUGCCAGGCAGAGGCUGUUGGUUGAAGUGAGGACCUCUGCCCUCUGCCUCAAAACAGGGGCCCUGAGGUAGGCGAGUGAUGGCUGGGGUUCCCCAGCCCACCGCAGGCCUGGGAGCUGAGGCUGACUUCAGGCUCACCUCCUGCCCUCCUUCCUGGCGAGCUGCAGGUCCUGGGAGGGAUGACGACGUGCCUCAGAUGCAUGGAGGCUGAGUCACCCAGGCUGGCCGUGCCCCUCGGAGCCCAGGCUGGGCCACCACCCACCUGAGAAGGAAGGGUGGGUGGCUGCUGUGCUGGGAGAGCUGGGGCCUCCUGGGAUCUUGGGAACCCCAUCUUUGAGCUCCGCCCCACGGCCCCGCCCCUCCCCAGGAGGGAAAAGGCAGCUGCCAGUUGCCUGCCUCACAGGCACUGGGACCUGGCCCACAGGACGAGAGGGGACACCGCUGCCAUCAGCACUGCAGGUGGGUCCUGGGCUGAGGGGCUUCCCUGAACUGGGGCUCGGCCACGGGGACGGCACAGCUGCAUCUCCCAGCCUCCCCACCCCAUCCCCCACUGCCACGCAAGGAGGGCAGCUGGGAGACCUCGGCCCUCACACCCAGCUCACUCCCAUGCGCACCCACACGACACAUAAGCCUUGUACACCCUGGUGUCUCCACAGCCUGGCCCUUUGCGGGUUGGGCACUCUCUUGGGCUGCAGCUCUGCCCCUCCGCUGAGCUGAUACUGUCUCCUCUGCCUGCCCCCGCCAGGCUGGGCCAUGGACCCACAUGAGAUGGUCGUCAAGAACCCGUAUGCUCAUGUCAGCAUCCCUCGGGCUCACCUGCGGCCUGAUCUGGGGCAGCGGCUGGAGACGGCUCCUCCUUCCUGGGGGUCCCAGCCUCUGCCUGUGGGAUCCUGCACCUCGGAGCCCACCGGGCUCUUGCAGCCCUCCGAGGAGGCUCCAGGGAGCAAGGGGGCCAAGGGGACCACCCGGGCCCAGGGCCAGCAGAGCUGGCAGCAGCCCUGCAACCCCUACAGCGGUGGGCAGCGCCCGGCAGGACUGACCUACGCUGGCCUGCCACCCAUCGGGCGCGGGGAUGACAUCGCCCACCACUGCUGCUGCUGUCCCUGCUGUUCCUGCUGCCACUGCCCUCGCUUCUGCCGCUGCCACAGCUGCUGCUGCGUCAUCUCCUAGCCCAGCCCCUGCCGGGCCGAGGGGCCUCCCGCAGGACCCCAACAUGGCUCAGGCAGCCACAGCGGUGCCCACAUGUUUGGGGCAGCCACUGGACCAUUGUCGUGGGAGGUGGCCACUUUCCACCCUGGAUAGGAGUAUCUACCCGCCACAGAGGCCAACAGCCCAGCUCAGGCCCCUUGAAACAGAGCCCUGGGCACUGGCUGUAAUGGCAGCCCUGGGGACACCCUUGACCACCUCCCUCAGGGCCCGCAGCCCCGGCAAUAAAUCAGAGUGACCUUUGUUCUGGUGACUCUUCUCUGCUGCUGCCCCCUUGAA